Molecule: messenger RNA, 1486 nt
Organism: Setaria italica (foxtail millet)
Lineage: Eukaryota; Viridiplantae; Streptophyta; Magnoliopsida; Poales; Poaceae
Product: myb-related protein 315
Exons: 3
Coding region: 110-1024 (304 amino acids)
Source: RefSeq, a predicted model, not a curated record
GCACCUUGAUCCGUAGAGAGAGAGGGCUAUCCUCGUCCUAGCUAUCCAUCUCGACCGCCAUUGCCGUACCUGUCCUGACCUUGAUCAUUUGUGAGGUGAGUAGCCGCAAAUGGGGAGGCAGCCGUGCUGCGACAAGGUGGGGCUGAAGAAGGGGCCGUGGACGGCGGAGGAAGACCAGAAGCUCGUCAGCUUCAUCCUCGGCAACGGCCAGUGUUGCUGGCGCGCCGUGCCCAAGCUCGCCGGGCUGCUCCGGUGCGGCAAGAGCUGCCGGCUGCGGUGGACGAACUACCUGCGGCCGGACCUGAAGAGGGGCCUCCUCUCCGACGCCGAGGAGAAGCUCGUCAUCGACCUGCAUGCCCAGCUCGGCAACAGGUGGUCAAAGAUUGCGUCGCAAUUGCCUGGGCGAACGGACAACGAGAUCAAGAACCACUGGAACACCCACAUCAAGAAGAAGCUCAAGAAGAUGGGGAUCGACCCCCUCACCCACAAGCCCCUCUCGCCGCCGCAGGAGCACCAACAGAGUCCACCGCCCGCCGGCGGUUCGUCGGAAGCUCAGCCGCCAUCGCCGCCUCCGGAGAGGAAUCCUCCAGAGGAGAAGGCGGCGACGGGAAGUAGCAGCGAGCACGGCGACGACGAGCUGAUCCUCCGCAAGUCCCCCGGCUUCUGCACAGACGAGGUGCCGAUGAUGCACCCAGACGAGAUCAUGGUGCCACUGGGCGACCAGCCGCCGCCGCCAUUACCAGCGUUGACUUGCGCCCCCACCGCCGCCGCCGCGGUCUCGACACCGACGACGUCCUACUCCACCUCGGGGUCGUCGUCCUGCUUGACCCGCGACGUGGAGUCGCCGUUCGCGUUCAUGGACAUGGGCUUGCCGGAGUUCGUGUUCCAGACGACGGGGCUAGAGGACGACAUGGUGGACGACGCGCGGUGGCACGACCUCUUGCUGCCACCGUCGCCGGCCUACGAGGACCCCUUCGAUUCUUACCAGUUCCAGAGGAACGGCGCCCUCUUCUCUAGUUAUUAGUCAGCUAACCCCUCUAAUAAUAAAUUAAAUUCGCAGCUUCUCACUGCACUGAACAGGCAAUUAAACAGGAAGGUUCUUUCUGUUAAUUGGCACUGGCUUUCUGGUUAUGUUUCUUGGUGUUCUCCCAUAAGAGCAGUGCCUAGUGUGUCCAUACAAAAUUUGCUAGUAAUGAAGGAAGCUUCUCCGUUUUUUUUCAACUCUGAAGUGUGUUGAAAUAAAGCUCAUGCCUUUGUACUGAACAGAACACAGCCAGAAAAAUUGUUGUUAGGUAGAGGCAACAAGGAGAAAGGGAUUAAGGGAGUGGUUAUGGAAAAAAAAGUAGAAACUCGAUCUUUUGGCACAUGUAAGAACCAAUAAUGCCUAUGUAUCAUUCAAGAAAAUUCUACCUUUUAGUUUUUUCCUUUUCUUUUUGUGAAUGUAAAUUGUCAAAUUUAUCUUGGAAUAAAAAGGAGAUACUGUAUA